Thlaspi arvense is the source of this 882-nucleotide messenger RNA. Lineage: Eukaryota; Viridiplantae; Streptophyta; Magnoliopsida; Brassicales; Brassicaceae. The record is from the annotation of a GenBank genome assembly.
AUGUUCAAGAGAAGUAAUGCUCACCAACUCGAGGAUGAUUCUCAGCAAGAUAACAAGGUUAGCAAAUUGAAAUCGGCGUUAGGACCACUCUCGGGACAUAGUUUAGUUUUCUGCUCUGAUGCUUCCUUGAGGAGAUAUCUGGAUGCUCGUAACUGGAAUGUAGAAAAAGCCAAGCUAAUGAUUCAGGAGACUCUUAAAUGGAGAUCAACAUACAAACCUCACGAGAUCCGUUGGCAUGAAGUAGCACAUGAAGGUGAGACUGGGAAAGUUUCAAGAGCUAGUUUCCAUGAUCGACAAGGUAGGACUGUGCUUAUAAUGAGACCAGGUUUGCAGAACACAACGUCAGCAGAAGGAAAUAUCCGGCAUUUGGUGUAUCUUCUUGAAAACGCAAUCAUAAAUCUUCCAAAAGGACAAGAACAAAUGUCUUGGCUCAUAGAUUUUACUGGCUGGUCCAUGGCUCAUAACGCCCCAAUGAAAACAACACGAGACAUUAUCUACAUUCUACAGAACCAUUACCCCGAGAGACUCGGCAUCUCCUUUCUCUACAAUCCUCCAAGACUCUUCCAAGCAGGCUACAAGGCUGUUAAGUACUUCCUGGACCCAAGAACAGCUCAAAAGGUGAAGUUUGUGUACCCUAAAGACAAAACAAGUGAUGAAAUGAUGAGAUCACACUUUGAUUUGGAGAAUCUUCCAAAGGAGUUUGGAGGAGAAGCAACACUAGAGUAUGAUCAUGAGGAUUUCUCAAGGCAAAUGUUUGAAGACGAUGUCAAGACCGCAAAGUUCUGGGGUUUAGAGGAGAAACACUAUCCCAAACCAAACGGUUUCUCUGCAUCUGAUGUUGUUCCUGAGCCGGCUACUUCUCUUGCAUCAGUAGCUAGCUGA